AAAGCGGUUGUGGCCUGUGAGACUCCACGCCGCAGCACACGUAAGAGCGUACGUCCGCCAAUAGACUAUGAUGAUAUUAUAGAAAGAAAUGUAAUGUCCUCGGCUAGCAAAGUAAAAAGUAGUGCAUUGGCUGCUGCACAAAAUAUCACCACCGUAGCGGAACGUGAAGAGGAAGAUGAUGCGCAUAAGUGGUCUGCCGCUGAAGUUGGCCGACAUUCACAAAAGCGCAGCCGUAAGUCCAAGCGCAAGCAAAGCAAAAAAGCGAAGUCAAUGGUAACAACGCAACCUAUUGAGAGGGAAGUGGUAGAUCAGAUUGUUAAUGAGGAUGUAGAGUCCAGUGCAAAAACUAACAUAAAGUUGUGCUCACUGGAUGAAGACAAUGACGUGCAGGACAAUCACGAGGAGUCUACAGUUGCGUGCGCACAGGAAAUGAAUAUUACGCAAUCCAAUCAAUAUGCGCAGGUUGAUACAAAUAUCAAAACUGACUUAAGCUUGUGCCUAUUGGAAAACGAGGACGAUCAAGAUAUGCAAUCCAAUCAAGAUGCGCAGUCAAAGGCUGAUAUCAAUAUUGAAUCUGAUCUAGGCUUGUGCCCAUUGGAAAUCGAGGACGAUCAGGAUAUGCCUUCGCUACUACAACCCGAGCGCGAGAAAUCAACAGUCGCUUGCACACAGGAAAAGAAUAUUGAGAAAUCUAAUCUGGAUGCGCACUCGAAUAUCGCUGUUGCCUGUACACAAAAAAAUAAUGUUGAGCAAUCCAAUCAAGAUGCGCAGUCAAAGGCUCACACAAAUAUUGAAACUGAUUUACACUUGUGCCCAUUGGAAAACGAGGAAGAUCAGAAUAUACAAACUAAUCAAGAUGCUCAAUCAAAGUUGAAUACAACUAUUGAAUUAGAAUUGUGCCCAUUGGAAAUCGAGGACGAUGAUGAUAUGCCUUCACUACUGCAAGACGAGGACGAUCAGGAUAUGCCUUCACUCUUGCAAGUCGAUGAUAGUCCUACUGUUCUUAACCGAACCUUUGAUGCAGAUGAAAACUCAGUUAUAUACAUGGACACAUUAAUGUUAAAUGCUGAAGAUAUGGAAUGUCCAGCGCCCAAAGUGCCAGUUAUAUUGGAAAACAAAGCCAUUAAAGUGGUAUUAACUACCGCGGAUAACAACCGAACAACGCUGAUUAAUCUUAAUGACAACUCAAAGCCAUUCAAGUUUCCAACUCCGUUAAAAUCUAGUGCUAACUUUCAAUUCUCUGGUAACACCACAGCUGCCAACGAAAAGUUCAACAAUGAUCUACUGAAUUGCAGUGAACGUGGACGCAGGCGUUCCAAAUCGCUUUCAAACGAGAAAGUUUCUAAUACUGUAUCAUUUUACAGCCCAGUAGAGACUAUAGCCGUUAAUAAUAAGCACAGGAAGGGACUGGAUAUAUCUAAUAUAACACAAAGGCGCAAACGUUCCUUGUCAGCAGAUUGUAGCCGCGUUAUAGAGAGUCGCAUUCCAAAACCUAAAUUCUUCCAAAGGGUUGCAACACCCACCAAGCUUAAAACCGUUACCAAGCUGCCCAACUUUACAGCGAUUCAUCAGAAGCAUUUUGCUAAAAUGGAGAAUCUCGUUGAGCAUGUAGAACGCAAGAAAUUACGCGCCAAGGAGCUGCAAACUUCGUCGGCUGUAAAGUCAUCAGUCAAGAAACGGAUCGAAUCUAUCACAAAGUCAUCUGCAAAGAAAUUGCCCGCUCCUAACGUAAGAGCAGCAAGCCGACCACGCGCUCUGAAGAAAUUGGAUGUAUCUAGCGUGCCAAUAACACCCAGGAAAGCAUCUGAGCAACAAGGGAAUCUUCCAAAUCCUAGAGACAUGAUGGCAAAGGCAAUUUUGCCAAAACGGUUACCCUUAAGUAGCAACAUUUCCAGCUCGGCAUUUGUUUUUAAUUCAGCAGCUGUUAGCAGCAAGGAUGCGGAGCCUGUACAGAGUAAGGUUCAGGCACGCCAACAGCGUCAUAUGGAGAUGUUCAAGGGACGUACCGCAACAAAGGCAAAGAAUGUAGAGCUCAUACGUGGAGUGCGUUCAAAUCGGCGCUUUGAACUGCAAAUGCAGCAUCGCCGGCUUCAAGACGAGAAUAAAAGUUAAGCUGAAGAAUUAUCUUUCAAAAUAAUUUAAAUUUACUAACAUUAAGCUAUUAUGUAUAUGUAUAACUAAAAUAUUUUCUAAAAUAAACUCAAAUCUCUUAGACUUCGAGUUUUGACGGCAAGUGAAAAUGCAGCAUCGCCGGCUUCAAAAGUUAUGUUCUACAAUAUUUUUAAACCUUCAAUAUGUAUUUAAUUUUGUUAACAUUAAACCUUUAUGUAUUACUAAACUCU
Molecule: messenger RNA, 2342 nt
Organism: Drosophila busckii
Lineage: Eukaryota; Metazoa; Arthropoda; Insecta; Diptera; Drosophilidae
Gene: Mink
Exons: 3
Source: RefSeq, a predicted model, not a curated record